Fusarium falciforme is the source of this 747-nucleotide messenger RNA. RefSeq names its product HNHc domain-containing protein. The transcript is spliced from 4 exons. The record is from RefSeq and is a predicted model, not a curated record. Bases 1 to 747 code for a protein of 248 amino acids. Lineage: Eukaryota; Fungi; Ascomycota; Sordariomycetes; Hypocreales; Nectriaceae.
AUGUCCAGCACAGCAGUGACACCGACAGGCCGGACUCUGGGCUGGAAUAUUCAUUUCCUGGUCGGUAGAGGCCGUGGCCAUUUCGCUGGGCUCUUCCGCCCAUCGGAUAGCGAUCUGGUGAGAUUCCGUGAUGUCGUCGAUGAGUUACGCCUCUGCUUUGAGUUCCCCGGUUCCACGCCCCACCGUGUGAGCUCAUGCCCAGCCUUCUUCUGGGAAGAAGGCCUCCACCUUCCUGUGCUUAGUCUCUCGACACCUGACAUUCGUCGACCAAAUGUCUUGAGCUUCCGCAUCGUCCGUCAUGUACCCUGCAACCUGCCUUCAAAUUCCUCACUGAAUAGACAUCUCGAAACAAAAUGUGGCCAGCACAUCCCCCAGCCCGUCCGCCGGCACGAACCCCGCUCCCUCCUGCCCGAGAAGCCAUCUGCCGAUCCCCGACACGCAAUAAUGCCUCUUCGAAAGACUCUCAAGGGCAAGAGCAGGUCUGCUCCCCCCCCCCCGAAGCAUACCGUGUCUGGCUCCGUGUCUCCGACAAGGGAUGGUUCGGCCGAUGCAGACGAGGAGGACAUCACUGGCAUGGUUGCGCCGCCGACUAUGACUCUUGCACUUGACUACGCAAAGAGCACUGUGACCAAAUUUCGGUCCUCGUGUCUUCAAGCGUCCAAUGUCUGCGCUGUGUCUGGCAAGGGACAAUCAUGCAGCACUACCACCUUUACCCCGAUCAUGAAGUCGAGGAUGAUGCAUGCUUAG